UGAACUUUGACCAGCAGCAGCCUCCAACAAAAUCAUAUCAUAAUUAACCUCUCCAUUCCCAAACGUGCAAUUUGACCGCAGCAGCCAAGAUUGAUUUGAUGCUUUCUGACCUCUCUCCGAUCCCAAAACUUCAUUUAUCAACCUCACACCUGAUUUUUAUGCAAAAUGCUCUGUUUUGGACAACUUCUUGAUUAGCACAGAAGAUGAACAAAUCCCAUGUUCUCUUCCCGAUCAUCUUCUUCUUCACUCAUUUUUGCACUAAUCGGGCGGCUGAUUCUUUAUGCCCCAUCAAUUUUGACUAUGUUGAAACCUUCCCAUGGGACACUUCCCUGUGCAGAGAACCAGUUCAAUCAGCCUGCUGCCAAACUCUUCGCAGCGUUUUCGGUAUGGGCCUUGCCCAGUACCUCAAAGAUUCCUCCUUGUUUUAUCUCCCUGAUGCAAACACUUCAUCUUCUUGCAUGGCAAACUUCCAAGAAAAGCUCUUUUCAAUGUCGAUACCCGGUUCCUUGUUCCCUGCUUGCUUCAAUGACACAACUGAAUUCGUCAAUAGACCAUCCACCAGCUGUGCCGGAAUUGUAACAGUAAACGAUUGGACUCAAAGAGUUUACACGUACGCCCCACUAGAAUCCUCCUGUAAUGGAGACUUAACGGGCUUAACACGAUGCAGUUUGUGCGUGGAUGCAGGGUUGAAGGUGAACUCUUAUCUUGUUUCUUUACAUCCUAACUCCACAAAAUGUUUCUUCUUUGCCAUACUUUAUGCUGCUGCUAUUGUCAAUGAUUAUGGACCUGAGGAUGUCAGAACAGCUUCUUGCAUAUUAGGCCUGCCCUUAUCUAGCUCUGCAAAUGGUAAAGGAUCGAAUAAUACGAAAAGAAAAUUGCUCUUCGGGGUGAUGGGAGGCUUUAUUGGGACAUGUUUUGCAGUUAUAUUGUUCCUGGUUUACAGAAAGUGGGACAAGAAGAAAAAACAGGAUCUGAUGCAUGAAUCCUAUGUGCAUUCUAUGAAGUCUAGGGUGCUGCCUAACUCAGGUGCCAAAUGGUUUCAUGUAGCAGAGUUAGAACAAGCUACUAAUGGAUUCUUGCAGAAGAAUAUGAUAGGAAAGGGUGGAUAUGGAGUUGUUUAUAAAGGGACUCUUUCAGAUGGCACUGAAGUUGCUGUCAAGCAAAUUCUUGAUUUGGAAUCCAAAGGGGACGACGAAUUCACCAAUGAGGCAGAGAUCAUCAGCAAGAUCAGGCACAGAAAUCUUCUUGCUCUCAGGGGAUUCUGCGUUACAAGUGAGAGAUUUAAGGGUAAGAAGAGGUAUCUCGUUUAUGAUUUCAUGUCAAACGGGAGCCUGGAAAACCACCUUUUCGUUAACGACAAGAAGCAGAAUCUAUCUUGGCCUCAGCGCAAGAACAUAAUUCUUGACAUCGCAAAAGGACUUGCUUACUUGCAUUAUGGAAUCAAGCCUGCAAUUUAUCAUCGCGAUAUAAAAGCUACAAACAUUCUUCUGGAUUCAGACAUGAAGGCUAAAGUGGCUGAUUUUGGAUUGGCUAAGCAAAGCGCAGAAAGCCAAUCCCACCUCACCACGAGAGUUGCUGGCACGCAUGGAUACCUUGCGCCAGAGUAUGCACUUUAUGGACAAUUGACAGAUAAGAGUGAUGUUUACAGCUUUGGCAUUGUGAUUCUUGAGAUUAUGAGCAGCAGGAGGGCUCUUGAUGCAUCAGCAACUUCAAAGAUUUUGAUCACUGAUUGGGCUUGGGCGCUUGUGAAAUCUGGAAGAGUUGAAGAGAUUUUUCACGAGUCGAUAAGAAACGAAGGCCCAAAGGGUGUUAUGGAGAGAUUUGCGCAUGUUGGGUUGCUCUGCGCACAUGUGAUGGUGGCACUUAGACCUACCAUUGCUGAUGCACUGAAGAUGCUUGAAGGAGACAUUGACAUCCCACGACUGCCUGAGCGGCCAUUGCCUCUCACUCGUGAAAUGCUGCAAAUGCCUUUCAAGUAUAGUUCAUCCACAAGCGAGGGAUCAAUAGCUAUGUUCAGCAUUAGUUCAUGAAAAUUAGAUCCAGAAAAGAAUUUCUUUCACCCAUUAUCCAGAUAGUUUAUGCAUGUAUAAAAAAUAAGCAAGAUUAUUACAGUUUGCCGCUUUUAACAUGAUAACGAAGUUUGUCCAACUAAUCAGAUUCAUUUCACUAAUACAAUGAAUGAGGUACUGUUUGUGUU
Molecule: messenger RNA, 2197 nt
Organism: Sesamum indicum (sesame)
Lineage: Eukaryota; Viridiplantae; Streptophyta; Magnoliopsida; Lamiales; Pedaliaceae
Source: RefSeq, a predicted model, not a curated record